Erythranthe guttata (spotted monkey flower) is the source of this 2588-nucleotide messenger RNA. Its product is annotated as Translation elongation factor EFG/EF2 protein. The record is from RefSeq and is a predicted model, not a curated record. Lineage: Eukaryota; Viridiplantae; Streptophyta; Magnoliopsida; Lamiales; Phrymaceae. Gene Ontology annotation, molecular function: GTPase activity; GTP binding; translation elongation factor activity. Gene Ontology annotation, biological process: mitochondrial translational elongation. Gene Ontology annotation, cellular component: mitochondrion.
CUAAAAAACUUGCUCCAUUUUUCAUUUUCGUUUUCCUUUUUUUCCAGUGGGCAGGGUUUUUCACAAAAACCCUCGAAGAAAAAAUGGCAGCACGCUCGGCCCGAUCCAAAUCGACGCGCCUCCUCUACUCCCUCUGCACGGCGUCCAUCAGCCCCGCGCCUCGAACCUCUACCGCCGCCCUGCUCACCGGAAAUUUCAACAUCCGCUAUUUCUCCGCCGGCAGUGCCGCCGCCGCACGGCUGAGGGAGGAGAAGGAUACCUGGUGGAAAGACUCCCUGCAGAAGCUCCGCAACAUCGGGAUUUCGGCUCAUAUCGAUUCGGGUAAGACGACGCUCACGGAGCGGGUGUUGUUCUACACGGGUCGGAUCCACGAGAUUCAUGAGGUCCGAGGGAAGGAUGGGGUUGGAGCGAAAAUGGAUUCCAUGGAUUUGGAGAGAGAGAAAGGGAUUACUAUACAAUCUGCCGCUACAUACUGUACCUGGAAGGAUUAUCAGGUUAACAUAAUUGAUACACCGGGCCACGUCGAUUUCACUAUUGAAGUUGAGAGAGCUUUACGUGUACUUGAUGGUGCCAUUCUUGUCCUGUGUAGUGUUGGUGGUGUACAAAGUCAGUCAAUUACUGUUGAUAGGCAAAUGAGAAGAUAUGAGGUUCCACGACUUGCUUUUAUUAACAAACUUGACCGAAUGGGGGCUGAUCCGUGGAAAGUUCUGAACCAGGCGAGAACGAAACUUCGACACCACAGUGCUGCUGUGCAGAUGCCAAUUGGUUUGGAGGAAGACUUCAAGGGUCUUAUUGAUCUUGUCAACAUGAAAGCUUGUUACUUUCAUGGUUCCAGUGGUGAGACCAUUGUAUCUGAAGAUAUUCCUGCUGAUCUCGAAGCAUUAGCUCUAGAAAAGCGGCGUGAACUGGUUGAAGCAGUCUCAGAGGUUGAUGAUAAGCUUGCGGAAGCAUUUCUUAGCGAUGAGCCUAUAUUAGCUGCUGAUCUUGAUGAGGCAAUUCGAAGAGCUACCAUAUCACGAAAAUUUGUGCCCGUGUUCAUGGGGAGUGCUUUCAAGAACAAGGGCGUUCAACCACUUCUUGAUGGUGUACUUAGCUACUUGCCUUGUCCAACUGAAGUUACUAAUCAAGCUCUUGACCAGUCUAAGGAUGAGGAAAAGGUUGAGUUAUCUGGAAGUCCAGCUGGUCCUCUUGUUGCCUUAGCUUUCAAGUUAGAAGAAGGGCGAUUUGGUCAGUUGACAUAUCUGAGAAUCUACGAAGGUGUCAUUAAGAAGGGGGACUUUAUAGUUAAUGUGAACACAGGCAAGAAGGUUAAGGUUCCUCGCUUGGUUCGGAUGCAUUCAAAUGAAAUGGAGGACAUUCAACAAGCUCAUGCAGGACAGAUAGUUGCUGUAUUUGGUGUAGAUUGUGCUUCUGGGGAUACAUUUACCGAUGGGUCAGUCAGAUAUACAAUGACCUCUAUGAGUGUGCCUGAGCCAGUUAUGUCACUAGCAAUAUCAGCAGUGUCUAAAGACUCUGGAGGAAACUUUUCAAAGGCUUUGAAUCGCUUUCAGAGGGAGGAUCCAACUUUCCGUGUUGGUUUAGACCCUGAGAGUUCGCAGACAAUUAUAUCGGGAAUGGGAGAACUCCAUUUGGACAUAUAUGUUGAGCGCAUGAAGAGGGAGUACAAGGUUGAAGCAACUGUUGGGAAGCCUCGUGUCAACUUCAGGGAGACAAUUACUCAACGUGCCGAGUUUGAUUAUCUACAUAAGAAGCAGAGUGGAGGACAAGGUCAAUAUGGAAGAGUUACGGGGUUUAUGGAACCACUUCCACCAGGCUCGGGAACUAAAUUCGAAUUCGAUAACAUGCUUGUAGGACAAGCUAUACCGUCAAAUUUUGUGCCAGCAAUUGAAAAGGGUUUCAAAGAAGCUGCCAACUCGGGUUCUCUUAUAGGCCAUCCUGUUGAAAAUAUACGUAUUGCAUUGACCGACGGUGCAGCUCAUACUGUGGAUUCUAGUGAACUUGCUUUUAAGUUGGCUGCUAUAUAUGCCUUCAGACAGUGCUAUGAACUCUGCAAACCUGUUAUAUUGGAACCUGUGAUGCUGGUGGAGUUAAAAUUCCCCUCAGAAUUUCAGGGCACUGUCACUGGUGAUAUUAACAAGAGGAAAGGCAUGAUUGUUGGGAAUGACCAAGAAGCAGACGAUUGUGUAAUAACUGCACAUGUACCACUCAACAAUAUGUUUGGUUACUCGACUGCCCUCCGCUCAAUGACACAGGGUAAAGGUGAAUUCACAAUGGAAUAUUUAGAGCAUAUGCAAGUUUCUCAGGAUGUGCAGACACAACUGGUGAAUGCUUACAAGGCUACAAGAACUGGAGAAUAAUAGCCCAUCUGACUGUAUUUGAACUGUCGGACCGUUUAUUAGGUCAAAAGUCGAGUGUGUGACAUUUCUUCACUUAGUUAGGUUUAUAGAUAUUAUUUAUUAAGGCCAAAAAGUCUUUAUUCAAUUUUGGAAAAGCAUUAAACAUAACCACAUUGCAAUAAUCAGAACUUGUUCUGACUGGGUUUUGUACAAUAUGCAGAACAUAAAUAUAUAGUUACAGGUAUUUGCUUA